Messenger RNA from Prorocentrum cordatum, 794 nucleotides. The record is from the annotation of a GenBank genome assembly. Lineage: Eukaryota; Dinophyceae; Prorocentrales; Prorocentraceae.
AUGAUCGCGUUCGCUCAGGAGUCAUUCCUUGGCGCGGUGAAAGAGAAUAUCGCCCAGGUCAUAGGUCCGACCGUGCGUAAUGAAACACAAAAGGCCCAGGAGGUAUCCGGGUUCAUCCUGAAAGCCCGGCCGUCGUACGCGGCGUUCGUGCUGGAGGCGGAGGCGGAGGGCUCCAACGUGGACCACAUGCUCUUCAGCUUCCACGGGCUGCCCGUCGACCAGUGCACCGCGGCGCACCGCGACGGCCUGCCGUGCGACUGCCAGGUCGACGGCCAGCUGACCGAGGGCAACUCGAACUGCUAUCGGGCGCAGUGCCACGACACGGCCAGGCGCCUCGCUGCGGACCUCGGGCUCGAGGACGGGGCGUGGUCGGUGGGCUUUCAGAGCCGCCUGACGCUGCGCGGCACGAUCAAGUGGAUCACUCCCUACACGGACGUCCUCUUCGAGGAGCUUGCGGCGAGAGGCGUGCGCCGCCUGGCGAUCGCGGCGCCGUCCUUCACGGCGGACUGCAUCGAGACCCUGGAGGAGCUCGGGAUAUCCGGCCAGCGGGAGUUCCGGGAGGCGGGCGGCAGCGAGCUGCUGGUUAUCCCGUGCGUGAACAGCUCGGAGCGCUGGGCCUCCGGCCUCGCCGACCUCGUCCGGCGGCAGGCGCUCACGGACCCGAAGGUGGCUCCCGACGCGCUCGCGACGGAGCCCUGCGGGGAGCUGCUGGUGGCCGACGUGAGGACUUAGGGCGAAGCCGCCUGAGCCUGUCGCUGGCAUCGCGAGGGCGGCCCCGAAUUUUUCACCUCGAG